This is a messenger RNA of Morone saxatilis (striped sea-bass), 1460 nucleotides long. RefSeq names its product BUD31 homolog (gene bud31). The transcript has 4 exons. Bases 505 to 939 code for a protein of 144 amino acids. Gene Ontology annotation, biological process: mRNA splicing, via spliceosome. Gene Ontology annotation, cellular component: spliceosomal complex; nucleus. The record is from RefSeq and is a predicted model, not a curated record. Lineage: Eukaryota; Metazoa; Chordata; Actinopteri; Moronidae.
GUUCAAGUAUUUGCCUUUAGAAAAACAGCUUCAACACAGGGGGGUUUAUGGCGUUUAAUGAACACAGGUGCUCCUAUAGAUUAAAUAACGUGCGUAUUACCGUAUAAUACCCACUCACUUGACUGCAUGUCGUAAGUUAUUAAAUAAAAGCACAUAGAUGUUGUUGUUUAUCUUAAGGCGCUUUGCUGGUUUGCUAAAGUGAUGCAAUACGCCAGGAACGUCCCAAAGACAUCUGCUUUGAUGUAACGUCUUUAUACUGACGUGAAUUAAUGUCAGCAUACGUGUUUACAGUGUGUUGGUCCGGGACAAGAUUUACCAAGUCGUUAAACAAAAAUAAAUGAAGUAUGUUUAUUUUGGGGCUGGUGACGUCAUGCGAGAGACGCAAAGGUUGAAAUGGACCCCCUCCCGAAGUGACGUCGUAUUACAGCGCCUGAGACGGGUUCGCCGAGUCAAAAAGAAAACACCGUGAGAGCUUUUGUUGUUUUUGUACUAAAACAGAGCAAAAUGCCCAAAGUGAAGAGGAGUCGGAAGCCUCCUCCAGACGGGUGGGAGCUGAUUGAGCCCACUCUGGACGAGCUGGACCAGAAGAUGAGAGAAGCUGAAACAGAGCCUCAUGAGGGGAAGAGAAAGGUGGAGUCCCUUUGGCCAAUUUUCAGGCUGCAUCAUCAGCGGAGUCGAUACAUCUUUGACCUCUUCUACAAAAGGAAAGCCAUCAGCAGAGAGCUGUAUGAGUACUGUAUAAAGGAAGGCUAUGCAGACAAGAACCUGAUUGCCAAGUGGAAGAAGCAGGGCUACGAGAACCUGUGCUGUCUGCGUUGCAUCCAAACACGAGACACCAACUUUGGAACCAACUGCAUCUGCAGGGUCCCCAAGAGCAAGCUGGAAGUCGGACGGAUCAUUGAAUGCACCCACUGUGGAUGCAGAGGAUGUUCUGGCUAAGUGCAUUUUUUUGGACCUCUGGUCGAUUUUCUCUUGGGCAUCAGGGCUCACCCAGCCUCCAGCUGUGCAUUCUCAGAUCUCCAAAGUAACAUUGUCUUAUUUCAGUCACCUGAACCAGAAACAAAUCACUGAUAGCUUCAUCAUCAUCCUCAGCUGCUGCCCUUAUGGGGGUCAGUAUUUGGGACUCCUUUUUAACACAGGGGAGCAACUGAGAGGGGCCAUGUUGUAUUGCUUACAUUUGUUUUUCUGUGUGUUUUUUUUUAUUUUAAAUUUUGAAUAUAUUUUAUGCCCUGAACUCCAAAUGCUCAAAGUAGGAAGUUGAGGUUAACUGUUUCUGGAUCACGCCUGUCAUUCCAGCAAGUCAUAAGCACUGUGAGGGUCAGUUUAAAUUCUGUGUUUCAUUUCAUUUAAAGAAGGCUGGGAGGGAAAUGAUUUUUGUUUGAAAUGUCAUUGUUUUAAACCUUAAAACUGUUUCUUCAUUGUUCUUGUAGUCUAAUUUUAAAUAAAACCAUUCUGAUUUA